UUGUCCAGUUGCCCUUCCUGUCAAUCCUUGAAAGCACCGUACCAAAUUGCGAAAAGAAAGAAUCCAAAAUUCCUCCAUCCCCAAUCUUUCUCCGUCAAAGAUCCCCUUCCAUUCCCCAAUCCGAUAACCCAUAACCCAUAACCCAAUCAUUCGCCUCUUCCGGGUCAAUCCCGCAAAUCCAUAACAAACAUAACACCCUUUUUAUUCUGAUUCACCCAACAAAAGAAGAUAAAAGAAAAAGCGUCACUUGUUUUCGUCUUUGGUCGUUAUUUUCAUCAUUAUGGGAACUGAGACUUCAUCAAUGGACAUUACGGAGCCGCUGGUUGUGGAGAAGAAUACACCGUCGGUAUCGGAGCACGUUCCGGAGUGGAAAGAGCAGAUCACGAUCAGGGGGCUGGUGGUGAGUGCGGUUCUUGGUUGCCUGUUCUGCAUCAUCACACACAAGCUCAAUCUCACCGUUGGUGUUAUCCCUUCCCUCAACGUCUCUGCGGGAUUGUUAGGGUUCUUCUUCGUCAAGUCAUGGACCAGUUUCUUGAGUCAAUUAGGGAUCUUCACUAAACCAUUCACAAGGCAAGAGAACACUGUCAUUCAGACCUGUGUUGUUGCUUGCUAUGGCCUUGCUUUCAGCGGGGGAUUUGGUUCAUCCUUGAUAGCUAUGGAUGAAAGAACAUAUGAGCUUAUAGGCCCUGACUAUCCUGGUAACAGAGCCAAAGACAUUAUAAACCCAGGCUUGGGUUGGAUGAUAGGUUUCAUGUUUGUUGUCAGCUUUCUUGGACUUUUUAGUUUGGUACCACUUCGUAAGGUUAUGGUCUUGGAUUAUAAGCUUACAUACCCCAGUGGAACUGCAACAGCAAUGCUAAUUAACAGUUUCCAUACAAAGACGGGGGCUGAACUUGCAGGGAAUCAAGUUCGGAAACUGGGGAAAUAUUUGGGCCUAAGUUUCUUCUGGAGUUGCUUUAAGUGGUUCUUCAGUGGUGUUGGAGAUUCGUGUGGAUUUGACAACUUCCCUAGCUUUGGUUUGACAUUAUUUAAAAACACAUUCUACUUUGAUUUCAGUACAACCUACGUUGGAUGUGGUCUUAUCUGUCCUCACAUAGUCAACUGUUCAGUUCUUCUUGGAGCUAUUAUAUCGUGGGGUAUUCUUUGGCCUUUUGUCUCCCAGCAUGCUGGGGACUGGUAUCCAGCUGACCUCGGUAGCAAUGAUUUUAAAGGUCUAUAUGGAUACAAGGUUUUCAUAUCUAUUGCUCUUAUUCUAGGGGACGGUAUUUACAAUCUUGUAAAAAUUAUACUGAUAACUGUUAGGGAGAUGUACAAGGCAAGCUCCAAAGAGACCAGCCUUCCAACUGUCACAGAGGUUCUUGAUGAUGAGAGUUCCCGGUUGCAAUUAGAAGAAAAGAAGAGAGAGGAAGUAUUUUUGAAGGACAGGAUUCCUACCUGGUUUGCGCUGUCUGGAUACGUGGGAUUGGCUGCAAUAUCCAUUGGAACAAUACCAAUUAUCUUCCCUCCUCUAAAAUGGUACUUGGUUCUAUGCUCUUACAUCCUUGCCCCAGCCCUUGCAUUUUGCAACUCUUACGGCUGCGGGCUCACUGACUGGAGUCUGGCAUCCACCUAUGGGAAGAUCGGUCUUUUCAUUGUUGCGGCUGCAGUCGGCCAAAAUGGCGGGGUAAUAGCAGGAGUAGCAUCGAGUGCCGUGAUGAUGUCUAUUGUUGCCACUGCCGCUGAUCUCAUGCAAGAUUUCAAGACAGGCUACCUCACCCUUUCGUCGGCUAAAUCCAUGUUUGUGAGUCAGUUGAUAGGAACAGCCAUGGGAUGUAUAAUUGCUCCCCUCACAUUCUGGAUGUUCUGGACAGCCUUUGAUAUCGGGUCACCUGACGGCCCUUACAAAGCACCAUAUGCAGUUAUCUUCAGGGAAAUGGCCAUACUAGGUGUCGAGGGAUUCUCGGAGCUUCCAAAGCAUUGCUUGGCCAUGUGUGGCGGUUUCUUUGCUGCGGCAAUAGUUAUCAAUCUUCUAAGGGAUUUGGUUCCCAAGAAGUACUCGCAGUAUAUCCCCAUCCCAAUGGCCAUGGCAGUUCCUUUCUACAUUGGCGCUUACUUUGCGGUCGAUAUGUUCAUCGGAACUGUGAUAUUGUUUGUGUGGGAGAAGUUGAAUAGAAGGGAUGCCGAGGACUAUGCCGGAGCAGUUGCGUCUGGUUUGAUAUGCGGCGAUGGGAUAUGGACUAUUCCUUCUGCAGUUCUCUCUAUUAUGCGAAUCGACCCACCCAUAUGCAUGUAUUUCGGGCCUUCUGCGAGCAGCUAAACUAAGCAGCUUUCUGUAAGAGAAUGAAUGUUUUUCCGCAACACACCGUUCGAGGAAACACGCCGAGAAUCCUGUCUGAGGUGGUCCAGCAUUUGAUUUGGAUGCGGUUAAACACAAGCUAAUAGGCUCUUGGAUCUUUGAAAUGUUGUUUAUCGUCCUUGGGUAUUUGUAAAUAUUGGAAUGUACGACUCGGAGUGUCUAUUGCAUCUCCUCUGUCUAGUAUCUCAUCAUUGCAUGUGAGUGUCUAUGUAUGUAGGAAAUUGUGUAAUUGUUAUCUUGGGAAACAAGAAAAGGAAGAAAGGAAUUCAAGAUGUUAAAUUAGAACUAGUUUUAUUAUUGGAAGACAAGAAAAUUAGUUUAAAAUUAUUUUAUUUUGUAUUUUUUAAUUAUUAUUUAUAUUAUUUUAUAUUCAUUAA
Arachis duranensis is the source of this 2712-nucleotide messenger RNA. RefSeq names its product probable metal-nicotianamine transporter YSL6. Gene Ontology annotation, molecular function: oligopeptide transmembrane transporter activity. The transcript is spliced from 7 exons. Gene Ontology annotation, cellular component: vacuolar membrane. The record is from RefSeq and is a predicted model, not a curated record. Bases 281 to 2296 code for a protein of 671 amino acids. Lineage: Eukaryota; Viridiplantae; Streptophyta; Magnoliopsida; Fabales; Fabaceae.